This is a messenger RNA of Astyanax mexicanus (Mexican tetra), 2417 nucleotides long. RefSeq names its product dopamine receptor D3 (gene drd3). Gene Ontology annotation, biological process: adenylate cyclase-activating adrenergic receptor signaling pathway. The record is from RefSeq and is a predicted model, not a curated record. The transcript has 8 exons. NCBI's taxonomy places the organism in Eukaryota, Metazoa, Chordata, Actinopteri, Characiformes, Acestrorhamphidae. Gene Ontology annotation, cellular component: membrane. The coding region runs from base 517 to 1932 and encodes 471 amino acids. Gene Ontology annotation, molecular function: dopamine neurotransmitter receptor activity, coupled via Gi/Go; G protein-coupled receptor activity.
CUACUAUUUUUGAAAGUACCGUUAAAGCAGCGGACGUGUGCGGCGCGAGAAGAAAAAACUCCACACUUGCCAUGAAAUGCAUUUUUACCGUGGAUUUCGCUGGUUUUCUUUACCAAAGCUCGUAUUUUCUACUUUGUUUAGGAUGUGGAAAUAUUGAUGUAACUAAUUCUCACUUAAAGAAAGGCAGUAAUGUGGAUUUAACAGCAGCGGUUUAAACUGAAGGCUGUGACGGUUGAUUUAGCUAGCUAAACUACUAAAGGAGAAGAAAACAGAUUAAAACAAACGAAGAAAGAUGUGUUUUGUUCCUCAGACACACGAGAAUAUCGACGCAAGACCUUCUGAAACUGUCUGGGAUUGUGUUUUUACUGGAGUAAUGUAUCUGGAGGACGCGGGGAGGAUGUGUACCUGUAGUGCUGCGGGUUAUCUGUGAGUUUCAGUAAAGCUGGUUAAGGUUUAAGGGAGAAGAAAUGGCAGCAGCUGGUGAACAUUCCCCGUCCAGGUAACUUUUAUCUCCAAAUGCAUGCGGACGCUUUUACUUCACCGCUGGAGGACCAUAACAGGUCUCUCCCACACAUGGCAAUGUUUCACAGCAGUGAAUGGCUGUGGAAUGAUUCAGAACUCUCUCUCAGCCCAGGCACAAACUCCAGCCAGGCUCUGGGUCUGGAGGAAGGGGCUCGGAACUACUAUGCCAUGCUUUAUUCACUGCUUAUCCUGGCUAUUGUGUUUGGAAAUGUUCUCGUGUGUAUGGCAGUGCUUCGAGAGAAGUCUCUACAGACCACCACUAACUAUCUUGUGGUCAGUCUGGCAGUGUCUGAUCUGCUGGUGGCGUCACUGGUCAUGCCUUGGGCUGUAUAUCUGGAGGUGGUUGGCGGUGCCUGGCUUUUUAGCCGUCUCUACUGUAACAUCUUUGUGACCUUGGAUGUGAUGAUGUGUACCGCCAGCAUCCUCAACCUAUGUGCCAUCAGCAUUGACAGGUACACAGCUGUAGUGAUGCCUGUGCUGUAUAACACAACACACAGUUCUCGUAAAAGAGUGUCAGUCAUGAUUGCUACAGUGUGGAUACUGGCCUUUGCUGUUUCCUGCCCUUUACUGUUUGGCUUUAACACCACAGAUGACCCCUUAGUGUGCUCCAUUUCAAACCCGGAUUUUGUCAUCUACUCAUCAGUGGUGUCCUUUUACUUGCCUUUCGUGGUGACGCUGCUGGUGUAUGUCCGCAUUUACGUAUUCCUCAGGAAGAGGAGGAAAAAGAUAACCUUUCGCCAGACCAGCGGUGAAGUUCAGCAAGGAUCUGCACAGCCAUCUGCAGAGACUUGUUUGCAGGAGGAGACUCGCAAAGUGAGGCGCGACCUGUCUCCCAUCAGAAUCAAUGUGGUAAAUGAAAGCACAGAAAAGGUGGUUCGUCCCAGGCUGCUCUCUGGCUGCCUGCGUCGUAAACGUCCUCGGACCGUCCCUGUCGAAAACUCUCUGCUGCCCCCAAUGGACAUGCAGAACUAUUGCAGUAUUAGCCAAGCCUCCUUUGCCCGCACUGAACAGGAACCCAACCGAGAAGAAGAAGAAGGUCGAGAGGAAGAUCAAGUGACUGUGAGGAGCUGCGAGGUGAAGGAAAUAUCUAAUGGACGCACUCACACAACACUCCGGCCAGCCCCUCGAGUCACCACACGUGCCAGUCAAGCCCGCUACAGGAGCAUACAUUCCAGAGAGAAGAAAGCCACGCAGAUGCUGGCGAUUGUACUAGGGGUCUUCCUCAUCUGCUGGCUGCCCUUCUUUGUGACUCACAUCUUGAACACUCACUGCAGGAGCUGUUACAUUCCACCAGAGCUGUAUAGCGCCUUCACCUGGCUGGGCUAUGUCAACAGCGCCCUUAACCCAGUCAUUUACACCACCUUCAACAUCGAGUUUCGCAGAGCCUUCAUCAAGAUUCUCACUUGUUGAUUUCAGACUUGAAUUCUGAGUCUAGUGGCUGGGAAAGUAUCCUGGAAAUCAUGAUGAAACGAGGAUCACUUCAUGCAUAAAAGGAAGUACAGCUUUUUCUGUCAGUGAACAACUUUGUUUUCAACUAAAAGGGAAUACAGAGCAAGACAUCUUGACCAUUGAAUGCCAGAACAGGGAUUAAGGUCUGAUUGGCUUUAUUCAGCCCUAAGAACUGUGGAAACAAAACAAAAUAUUUUCUGUUGCUGCCACUUUCCAAGCAUUUUCUCUCAUUUCAGUGGUCUGUUUGGAGUGCUCAUAUGUAUUUGCAUGCAACUGUGAGUUUGGAGUUUGGACUGUUUGAUCUGAGCUGUUGAAGUCUUUGAGUCAUUGAACAUCGAAAUGACUGAGGAUGCUUGUGAUGAGAAAAACAGGUGGUGGGAGGUGGGGGGGCAAAUCAUUUGGAAUGUGUUUGUAAUGUGAAUUAAAGCAAAAUGCAAUCUCUCUUA